This is a messenger RNA of Solanum dulcamara, 629 nucleotides long. RefSeq names its product cysteine proteinase inhibitor 1. The coding region runs from base 73 to 435 and encodes 120 amino acids. Gene Ontology annotation, molecular function: cysteine-type endopeptidase inhibitor activity. The record is from RefSeq and is a predicted model, not a curated record. The transcript has a single exon. Lineage: Eukaryota; Viridiplantae; Streptophyta; Magnoliopsida; Solanales; Solanaceae.
AUUAAAUAAAUAAUCCCACCUUUUCUCUUAAUUUUUUUUUUCAUUUUUCAUUCUCAAAAUUAAAAAGAAAAAAUGACCAUCAAAUUGUUUUCUGUUUUCUCCGUGACUCUCUCAAUCAUCUUAAUUUCUUCAAUUUUCUUCCAUUUCUCCGCCGCGUUGGGUGGCAAAGCUGGUGGUUGGACGCCGUUAAAUGACGUAAAUGCCCCUGAUGUGAUUGCGAUAGGACAAUUCGCGGUGGAUGAGCACAACAAGGAGGCAGGGACAAAAUUGAAAUUUCAAAGUAUCGUGAAGGGAGAAAGUCAAGUCGUUGCCGGUACAAAUUAUCGACUAGUAAUUAAAGCUAAGGAUGGAGGUUAUGUUCGUAAAUAUUUGGUGGUUGUUUGGGACAAACCAUGGGAGAAAUUUAAGAAACUUACUUCCUUCAAACAAAUGUAAGUGUUGGUUAUGAUUCACGAUCUCGAGCAGUGGAUUCAGAAUAAAUGUGGUCUUAUAAUUUAUAUAUAUGUUUUUAUAUUUUUUGUACAUGUACAUAUUGUUCGAGAUAUGUAUUAGUUAUAAAUUCAGCUUUUAAGAACUUAAAUCUUGAGUUAGUUGAUUCAGAAUAAACGUGAUCUUAUAAUAUAUAUGUU